UUCAUCAUAUGUAUUCAUUCCUUUAUUUUAUUAUUCACUUCUAUUCAUAUCAUGUGCUCUUUAUUUUCCUGUUGUUUAACCUGGGAGUUGUAUUGUGUCUUAUGCUGAUAUGAGUAUCCGUUGGUCUCCAUCUCAAGGUUCAUAAUAAUGUCAUGAGACAAUGUUUUGAUACUGUAAUCUUGAAUGUUAAAAACACAUAUUGAAUCUGUUUCUAGUCAGACGAAGUUUGGCAGAGCUUGACUGAGCAUCAACGCACAACUGAGAUUAUUCAAUAAAUCAUUUGUCUGUCUAUUUAACAUCACUUCGUCUCCUGCCUGCUGUUCUUCCCUUCAGCUCUAUAUCUCCCUGUUGUUUGGGUUAAAGGAUUGACUCACAACGGAGUUGAUAUCUCCAGGUGUAAUUUGUUCCUGACGGAGAGAGAUCUAGUGAACCUGGACUCAAAGUUUAGAUCUAUAAGAUCUACAAGCCAUAUCUCAUAGUUGGAUCUAACAAUACAAUACAAUACAAGUGGUGUGGCAGCGCUGGGUCACAUGAACAGGAAGUUAAAAAGAUAUCAAAAUAUUCAAAAUCACAAAAUAAUCUUUGUUUCCUUUGUGAAAAAUGUUUGUGAACAUAUUCCAGUGGGUGUGGCAACACUUGAUCACAUGACCAGUAAAUUAGAUAUAAUUUUAUUAUUUCAAAUUUUUUAAUACAAUCAACAAACACUGAUUUUCGUAUUCACGUUUUCAUCUGUCGUUUGUGAGUCGUCUGUUGACAAGGACAGUCUUAAGAAGAUUACUGCUGAUUCCCUGUGUGACACUGUCUAUUAUACCCAUGCCACCCAUAAAAUACAUUAUAUGACAUGUUGUGUUGCAAUUUUUGGUGAAAUCAAUCAAAUUUCAUGGAGUUGGUCAGCUUUGUGUCAGUCAGUGUCCGUUACAGCUCUUGGCUUUUUGUGUACAAUGUAUUUGAAUCUACCUCACUUCCUGUCCAGAUGGCACACGUUUCCUUGGGAUGAGAUUCACCAGCUAGGGAAUCACCUGGAGCUCAAGGAGAAGGAAAUGGGCAAGGGGAGGAAAGCCAACGAGGAGCUAUGAUGCACUUUCAACCUCUUACCUCUUUUUGGGGGUUCUGCAAAUGCUGGCUCUCCGUGCUGAAGAGGAAGAGGAGAAGAACAGAAGACUCAAAAGAGAAGUGACAUCACUUCCUGUUUACAUUUAAAUGAACCUUAAGGUUAUUUAAUAACUUUGUUUAUAUUUGAGAAUUCUAAGCACCCACAUGAUUGGCUGAACAGUGUUGUUUAUUUCGCUUUCAGGUGACAUCACUUCCUGUUUACAUUUAAAUGAACCUUAAGGUUAUUUAAUAACUUUGUUUAUAUUUGAGAAUUCUAAGCACCCACGUGAUUGGCUGAACAGUGUUCUAAAAUACUGUGUCGUUUUGCUGGAAGCCACCACACUCAAAACCUAAAAGCACACUGAAGAAAGAGCAUACAGCAUCUUCUCUGAGAUAUCCCUUGAGAUUUUACAAACAAUCACUACUUUUCUCUGAGCAGUUUACUUUCGACACCAUGAAGCGAAGUGCAGAUGGUACCUUCUCUGGUCCAGGCUAUAACCUGAGAAAGAGCAGAAAACCUUCGAGCCCUCUGAAGGAUCCCAACCUGUCUGACAACCUUGCAGUGAUAGCACAUGUAGUCAGCUUGGACCACAACUACAUCUCUAAGUCUGGCAGCUCUCACUCGAAACAACUAAAGGGCAUGAAGCUAGAGAACCACUUCUUUAAUAACGCAGCUGUAAUUCCUGAGUUUUGCCCAGAAUUUACAAAGACUCACACCGUAGCCCAUCUGGUGCAGACCAGCCCAGAGGAACCUCUUUUAAUCCAUGGGAACAGCACAGAAGACCAUCAAAGAAUGUCUCGUGCUGUGGUGGAUUCUAUGUUAAAGAAAUCCUCUGGCAAGCCUCUUAACUACAGCCUACAGUUAGGGCUUCGUGUGAAGCAACGCCUCUGGAAAACUCUAAACUGCCCCACCAUGCUUGAAGAAGAGCAGCCUGAUGGACUCAUCCAAGUUAAAGAGAUGUUCUCCAGACCAAGCCUAAAGAGAUCUGCCCCUCGUAUAAAUGUGGACAUUAGUGGUGAACCCCUGCCAUACGCACCACAGAGGAAGAGACCCUGCCUGUGACAUCCAUGCAGAUCCUAGAUUAUAUUUAGUGUCUAUAAUGUACAUAGUUCUUGAAUAAAUGUUUGUUCCUUAUAA
This is a messenger RNA of Triplophysa dalaica, 2230 nucleotides long. RefSeq lists its product as uncharacterized. The transcript has 4 exons. Bases 1547 to 2155 code for a protein of 202 amino acids. The record is from RefSeq and is a predicted model, not a curated record. Lineage: Eukaryota; Metazoa; Chordata; Actinopteri; Cypriniformes; Nemacheilidae.